GCGCACUCGACGCGGAGCGCCGCGCCGGCCCGCGCCGGGGUUCGCCGCUGCCGCGCCAGUGUUCGUCGCUGCUGCGCCGGAGCUGCCGGGGCCCACUGGAGUCCUACCGGGGCUCUGUCUAGUCCCAAAACAUAGUGAUUUAUCCUGCGCCAACAGAGGACAGAGGACAGAGGUCUGCGCACCAAUUCUGAAGGGCACCCAACGGUAUUCAACAUAACACUCCACAAUGACGAAGAAAUUCGACUUCAACUGGCGGAUACCUGUACCGGACGCCCUGACCCAGGGCUGUGUGCUCGACAGAUGGACAGAGGAAAAAGACAACGUCGACUUCGAGCCACAAUGCCUGUUUCGGGUGGAUGAAUACGGAUUCUUCAUGUACUGGAAGAGCGAGGGCAAUGAGGCCGACCUGCUGGAGCUCUGCCAAGUGAACGACAUUCGAGCUGGCGGCCUCCCGCGGGAUCCGAAGUUGCUGAACCAGCUACAGGCACGUCAUGGUGCUGACCUGGAGGCCAAGUCGCUCAGCAUCUGCAGUGGAACCGACAUGGUCAACAUCAACCUACAGCACGUCAUCCUGCCUGACGUCGAAACCGCCAAGGUGUGGUUGUCGGGCCUUCGAACCAUCACACAUAACACCAAAGCCAAUAAUGUGUGCCCCAUGACAUGUCUCAUCAAACACUGGAUGAGACUCUGUUUCUCAGUGGACCAAGAUGGGAAGAUCACUGUGAAAAACAUUGCGAGGACAUUCGCCUCGGGCAAGACUGAGAAGCUCGUCUAUCAGUGUCUGGGCGAGCUUGGUCUGCCGUGUGAAAAGAAUGAUGUCAUCGAGCCGGCGGAGUUCACAUUCGACAAAUUCUACUGUUUAUAUCACAAAAUAUGCCCCAGAAAUGACAUCGAGGAGCUAUUUCAGUCAAUAACAGAGGGCAAGGCGGAAACCAUCGAACUGGGCCAGUUCAUCAACUUUAUGAACGACUGUCAGCGAGAUCCGCGGCUAAAUGAGAUCCUGUACCCGCUAUACGACGAGAAAAGGUCACUGGAGAUCAUCUGCACAUACGAACAGGAUGAGCAGAACCGCAAUCAAAAGCGGUUCUCCAAGGAGGGUUUCACACGGUUCCUGAUGUCGGACGACAACGCGCCCGUGUUCCUGGACCGGCUGGACAUCUAUCAGGACAUGGACCAGCCCAUGAGUCACUACUACAUCAACUCGUCCCACAACACCUACCUGUCGGGCCGACAGUUUGGCGGGAAGAGUUCCGUGGAGAUGUACCGACAGGUCCUGCUAGCCGGCUGUAGGUGUGUGGAGCUGGACUGCUGGGAUGGAAAAGGAGAAGACGAAGAGCCCAUCAUCACACACGGAAAGGCCAUGUGCACAGACAUCCUCUUCAGGGACGUUAUUUACGCCAUCCGAGACUGUGCGUUUGUGACAUCCGACUACCCAAUCAUCCUCUCGUUCGAGAACCACUGCUGCAAAGCCCAGCAGCUCAAGAUGGCCAAGUACUGUGACGAGAUAUUCGGCGACUUACUGCUCAAAGAGCCGCUGCCCGACUGUCCACUGGAGCCGGGAGCCCCGUUACCAAGUCCCAACCAGCUGCGGCGCAAAAUCCUGAUCAAGAACAAACGGCUCAAGCCGGAGGUGGAAAAACAGGAGCUCGAGCUCUACAUGAAAGGCCAGCUGACCAUCGUCGAUGACGUCAAAGAGGAUGCGUCCGCAGCGCCGACAGAAACUAAGGAUGGUACCGCCUGUAGCGAGGUGGACCGCCCCAUGACCGCCGAGGAGAAGGCCUUCCUUAGUUACCAGUACACGGGCGCCACGUCUCUAGUGCACCCCUACCUGUCCAACAUGGUCAACUACGCGCAGCCCAUCAAGUUUAUCGGCUUCGACGAUGCCAGAGAGAAGAACAUCCACCACAACAUGUCUUCGUUUGCCGAGACGGCCGGUCUGGGCUACCUCAAAUCGUCGGCCAUCGAGUUUGUCAACUACAACAAACGCCAGAUGAGCCGGAUCUACCCCAAAGGCACCCGGGCCGACUCGUCGAACUACAUGCCACAGAUUUUCUGGAACGCCGGCUGCCAGAUGGUGUCGCUGAAUUUCCAGACCCCCGACCUGCCCAUGCAGCUGAACCAGGGCAAGUUCGAGUACAACGGCAACUGCGGCUACCAGCUGAAACCCGACUUCAUGCGGCGACCGGACAAGGACUUUGACCCGUUCGCCGAGACGCCUGUCGACGGUGUGAUCGCCGCUCAGUGCUCCGUGCAGGUGAUAGCCGGCCAGUUCCUCUCGGACAAGAAGGUCGGCACAUAUGUGGAAGUUGACAUGUACGGUCUCCCCACCGACACCAUCCGAAAAGAGUUCCGAACCAAGAUGGUGCCCGCCAACGGCCUCAACCCAGUCUACAAUGAGGAGCCGUUCGUGUUCAGAAAGGUGGUGCUGCCGGACCUGGCCAUGCUACGAAUUGGCGUGUACGACGAGAACGGAAAGAUGUUGGGACAGCGCAUCCUUCCCCUAGAUGGCCUGCAGGCUGGCUACCGGCACAUCUCCCUGCGGACAGAAGGCAACUUCCCCAUGUCGCUCCCCAUGCUGUUCUGCAGGUUCGACCUGAAGAUCUAUGUUCCCGACGGACUGGGCGACCUGAUGGACGCGCUGUCCGACCCGCGAGCGUUCCUCUCGGGUCAGGAGAAGCGGGCAGAACAGAUGAAGGCCAUGGGUAUCGAGGAGGCCGACAUCCAGGCCGUGAAAGACUCUGGGGCCGACAACGCCAAGGCGUCCAAAGACGGUGGAAAGAAAGACGAGCCCAAGAAAGAGGAGCCGCUCAAGUUUGAGAAGAUCACGGCCGAGUCGCUGCGACAGGAGAAGGGUUUCGCCAAGGCCACCAAGAAGCAGCAGAAGGAGCUGGAGGCCAUGAAGAAGCGACAGACCAAGGAGCGCGUCAGCAUGCAAAAGUCGCAGUGCGUCGCCAUCGAGAAACUCAGCAAAGACAAACGAGGUGACCCGAACGACCCGGCGGUGCUGGCUUUGGUGAAGGAGCAGAUUGACACGUGGUCGGAGCUGAUGAGUCGACACCGGCACGAGGAGUGGGACCUGCUCAAGGAGCACUACAAGUGCCAGGAGGACAUCCUGAAGAGGCUCAUGGAGGCCGCGCAGGCCGCACAGAUCAAACAGAUCGAGGCAAAGUUCGAGAGGGAAAACAAGGAGCUGAAGGCUCGACAGGCUAAAGUCUCGGUGGACACCGCCAAAGAGGUAGCCCAGGAUAAGACCCUGCGAAAUAAAGCAGAGAAGGACCGACGACUGCGCGAAAAGAACCAGAACAACACCAAGAAGUUCAUCGAGGAGCGGAAGAUGACCGCCAUGCGACAGAACAAGGAGUCAGAGAAGCUGAAGAAGCAGCACGAACAGGAGCUGCAGGAUCUCUCGCGGGAUAUAAAACUGAGUGUGGAGAUGUACGAGCGGGCAGCGGUCGAGUACCAGCUGCGAUCCAAGUGUGAGUUCUACGCCUGAGUGCAGUGAAGUCAACUACUUCAGCUCGAGGGACCGUGCUGGUGAAGUGCAGACCUCCCACCGCAUGGACAUGUCUUCAUCGAUUUCACCCACCCGUGAAGAAUACUGGCUCUGAGUGGCCGCAUACAUCAGCAUCCCCAGAACAGAUCACUAAAUAGCCGUUUCGAACUCUUAAAGUCCAAGAGCACCGCAUGCAGAUUUAAACAAUCCACAGAGAGCAGGACCACACAACUGAAUAAUGUUUACGUAACGGUACUAUUCUGAAAUACUAUCAGCAUCGAUCAGAUAGCGUUCGAUAUUUAUGUGUAACUACUCCGCUUACAUAAUUCCGAUUCAGUCAGACCCCGUGAUAGCCGGCCCACUUCUCGACCGAGCCAGAUAGCCAAAAAUAGUCACUCCGGCUUGAAGCUAUAAAGACUCGAGCUUCACAAAGUCAUGGCUUUUCAACAAUCGUGUAUAUCCAUCAUGACCAGUCGUGUAUCCUCAGUGGAGUCGUUGACUUCGUGCUCUCUUUAUCGGUGUAAGACGGCGUGAGGAACGAGCGGUGAGCAGUGAGUCGUGUGGGUCACCCACUCACCGCCUGAGUUGCCCCUGAGCUCACCGACUCAGCAGGCAUCUCGCAUGAUCUCAGGCAGACUGGGCUUACAGGGUCCUGCUGGCAGCCAUUGUAACACGGUAGUUUCACAGUCAGAUUCAUCAUGUUAUCUAGCAUAUUUAAGAAGACGGUUGCUGUUCACAUUUUGUCGUGUACAUCUUUCAGACAGGUGUUUAAAAGGACCAUACAUAGGAUGGUUUCCCAACAUUAACUAUUAUUUAACUGAGAGAGCGUUUUAAAAAAAAUCACUGUUAAUUUUCGAAUAUCUAACUAGUUCUUCAAAUCAUACAAAUGCAAACAACGCGAUUUUGCGUUUAUCAAUGAAUGAUAAACUAUCCCUCAAUUCCUAGCAAAACGGCUAUUUUAUGUGUUUCUCAACCUUAUCUUAGCUCUGGAUCGUAGCUCUUGCCAAAGUACUGAAAACAUUUCUAAAUUCAUAGCCUUGGGAAUAUAGUGUAACUAUUGGUUGACUUUUUGAAAGGUCGAUACUAUGUUUGAAUGAUCUGUGAUACAAUGAGAGGAUGAUUUGAAGCAAAUCGAUAUAUCAUUGUCGAUAAGUUUAUUGAGUCUGUUGCAUAUACUAUAUAAUAAAAAGUACGUACAUACAUAAUGGCGGACGCCAAACGGUUGUUACGAAUUAAAAGCUAUUCCAUUCAGACAAAAAUACAACAAAAUUGUACUCAAUUUUGAGCAUGAAUAUGAAAAAUGGUGAGAGUAUUUAGGUUUCGCAAGCAAUCAGUAACUUUCACAGCAGUGCAUUGCUGGGCUAAAAAUAAAUAACUUAACUUGGAUGUAAAAAGUAUGCUUGACUUUCCGUACCUACAGUACUAAGGAUUUUAAAAGGCCCUUUAUUAUAUAUAUCCACCUUCACUUACUUAAAAUGUCAGUAGUUGCAAAGUUUUGUGACCAUUGUGCCAAAUAUAAAGGAUUAUAGUUAUUGAUUUUCCCAAAGUACACAAGACGUUCAGUAAAUGAACCCUUUGCACCGGUUGAAGUGUUUGAUAGAGUCCACCCCAUACCCUCAGCACCCGCGGUUUGCGAAUGGCGUUCUGAGCCGUCCCACAGUGAAACACCUGUCUGCGUUCAGUGUUGAUUUGUGCUUGACCGCCCAGUUGCCCCAGCGCAUUAUUUUUGCUUUAUGGUUGCUGUGCUAGGAAUAGGUACUGGACAGGUAAUGCUUGUUACACAACAGUGUGAACAAUGUUGGCGAUUGUGGUGAAUGAUGGCAAACGGCAGCAACGUUAACGUUUACAGAUGGUGACGUUUUUACACAAAUGUGAAUGACAUUUCCCUAUUUACAUCGUCUCGAUGGACAAAAAAUACUAACUGUAAUGAAAGGCGAAAUCGGCAAUCGGCCCCUCUUACAGAUGUUUUAUCAAAAUUGUGCUAUUCAUGCAUAUGUCACAAAGCGUUGAUUGCAUAUUGUUAGGCGUUGCUACCGUUUGUCAAAGAGUUGUUGGUGGUAACCUCUCAGAUGAUGGAUCCAUUGUUUUAGUCUUCGCGUUUAAGCGACCUCUCUGGUUAUUGUUUGGUUAGUGCUGACUACAGCUUAUUUUCCCACGAGCACCUUCAUGUUUUACCCAAACAACGGUGGUGCCAAAGUCAGUUCUUCCAACCCGAUGUGUACUUACAUAUAUGUUCGAGUUUACAUGUCUGGAAGUAUGUAUAUCUGUCGCUAGACGCACUGUUCUCGUUUUUUUCUAUUUGACCCGGUAUGCGAGGCUUCGCGUUCCGGCUUUUGUGCUGUUUAAAUUUACCGAUAGUUCUGGUUGCAAAUCAGUAUCACUCUUCCGUGCAUGUUGAAUGCAAUACAUCUAAAACAUUGCUGA
Messenger RNA from Amphibalanus amphitrite, 5917 nucleotides. Its product is annotated as 1-phosphatidylinositol 4,5-bisphosphate phosphodiesterase-like. The record is from RefSeq and is a predicted model, not a curated record. Gene Ontology annotation, biological process: phosphatidylinositol-mediated signaling; lipid metabolic process. Gene Ontology annotation, molecular function: phosphatidylinositol-4,5-bisphosphate phospholipase C activity; calcium ion binding. NCBI's taxonomy places the organism in Eukaryota, Metazoa, Arthropoda, Thecostraca, Balanomorpha, Balanidae. Bases 227 to 3493 code for a protein of 1088 amino acids. The transcript is spliced from 23 exons.